Messenger RNA from Prunus armeniaca (apricot), 435 nucleotides. NCBI's taxonomy places the organism in Eukaryota, Viridiplantae, Streptophyta, Magnoliopsida, Rosales, Rosaceae. The record is from the annotation of a GenBank genome assembly.
AUGGCGGACGACGAUUAUAACGAAAUGGAUAUGGGGUAUGAGGAUGAGCCAGUGGAGCCAGAGAUUGAAGAAGGUGCAGAGGAGGAAGAUGUAGAGAACGCAAAUAAUGAUGAUCUUCCAGGAGAAGCCGUUGAAGCUGAUGACAAAGAAGAACAAGCACCCGUGGAACGGCCUCGGAGAACAUCCAAAUUUAUGACCAAAUAUGAACGGGCCAGAAUCUUGGGUACCCGUGCUGUGCAGAUCAGCAUGAAUGCGCCUGUGAUGGUUGAGUUGCAGGGUGAGACUGAUCCACUUGAGAUUGCUAUGAAGGAGCUUCGUGAGCGGAAGGUACCCUUCACCAUACGCCGGUAUCUGCCUGAUGGAAGUUAUGAAGAUUGGGGAGUAGAUGAGUUGAUUGUGGAAGACUCGUGGAAGAGGCAGGUGGGAGGCAAUUGA